AUGUUCAAACCAACCGCUGGCUUUGUUUUCGAAGUUAUGGGUCACAAGUAUAUUGUGGCCAACACAAAGACGCUGUUCACCAUUCGGUCUCUCAGUAAUAUGUCUAGCGAGGAUUUGGAUUUAUCACACGUAUCAGGUGUUCAUAAGUUCUCGCUGCACGAUCAACGAGUCGAUUUGGAGCGCGUUAAUCAAUACCACAGGCCACUUGCUACGAAUGUUGCUGGAAUCGAUGCAUACGCGUUCGAAGUGUCUACCAACAACACCAUUUGUGGGAUCGUCUUCUUCCAGUUUACAAUAGCGAUGGGACAUCCGAUACAUUACGUGUUCAUAAAUAAGCUCUGGCAAAUGUGGCAUCGUGAUUAUCGGCAUUGGACAUGGAAACUUGUCUUUGUUGUCACCGAGGAAAACGAGCGUGAUUUCGAAGAACAGCAGUGGAAGCCGAGUAGUGGGGCGAAUACUUGGAAGGGAAGAGUUUCACAGUAUGUUAUAGGUGUCAAUGCAGGGGCACUUUGGGAGGCAAUGCAUACCUAG
Messenger RNA from Fomitiporia mediterranea MF3/22, 531 nucleotides. RefSeq lists its product as uncharacterized. NCBI's taxonomy places the organism in Eukaryota, Fungi, Basidiomycota, Agaricomycetes, Hymenochaetales, Hymenochaetaceae. The record is from RefSeq and is a predicted model, not a curated record. Bases 1 to 531 code for a protein of 176 amino acids. The transcript has a single exon.